Molecule: messenger RNA, 1369 nt
Organism: Salvia splendens (bonfire salvia)
Lineage: Eukaryota; Viridiplantae; Streptophyta; Magnoliopsida; Lamiales; Lamiaceae
Exons: 3
Coding region: 981-1310 (109 amino acids)
Source: RefSeq, a predicted model, not a curated record
ACCUUUUCCUUUCUCUUACUUUUUAUUUAUUUAUUUAACAAACCCAACAUUCAUUUCUAAAACUCCGUGCCGAAAAGUUUCGCCUCAACUAUGAAGAAACGAAGAGAGUAGUACUUAGGUUAUUAGUUUGAGAAUGAAAUAAAAUUGCGGUUUUCCAUAUUAGAUGAGAUUGAGUCUUACGAAAGUUGUUUAUUUGAAUAAAUAAAGUUAAAUUUCCGAACAAUACAAUGUACGAUUAGUUUUAACUCAUCGGUCAUAAUUUAUUAAUCUCAGGUAGUCUCUUAUUAGUUCAAUCUUGGGGCACUCUUAGGACUAAGUCUUCUCCUUUUGUCCAUGAAGGAGCAUUUGAUAAUUUCAUAGUACUAAUAAAACUCAAAAGUAAUUCUAUAGAUUAUUAAACCCAAAGAAUUGACAUAUUUAUCAUUUCCUCCAAUUAAAUAAGUACUACUGCUACAAUACUAGCACAAGUUGCAAGGGGAGACAAUAUUAAUUAAUUCCACCGGCAUAAAUACAUCUUAUUUUUAUAUAAACAAUAUUUAAUGAAAUUUGUAAAAAACAACUUGCUACAUUGCUUUCUAGAAUCAUAUGUCAGUUUAUAAAAAAUCUUAAUGUUUCAAACUAAAUUGUUUGACUACAACAUAAUUAUAUUAUAUGUCCAUAAUUUAGUACUCCUUUUUUUGAUGGAAAGUACUCAUAAUGGUCACCUCCUGUGUCAAAAUCGAGGAUCUGUUCCUGCCCGUCACGGCCGGGUCAGCUACGGUCUUCCCUCCGAUUCGUCGUCUCCCGGCCUUCGCCUACAUUCCCGACUUCGUGCUCAAUGAUUAUAUUGACGUAAGUCAGUCUUCUAGUAUGACAUUUUAUAUUGCAUUUCGAUGUAUCGUGUCAUAUUUUUAUCGAAAUAUAAGAUAAAAUUAAAAAAAAUUAAAGUGGAAUGUGACAAACUAAAAGAAGAUUUAUGAUUACAAGGAUUAAGUCUCGAAAUGAAAUUUGUAACUAAAACAUUAGCCAAAGAGUUUUUAACUUUAAUUUAUUAUCGGUAUUUCCAAAAAUUGUAUUCUAAAAAUAGGAAACAGAAGCUGGAGCUUUUGAAAGAGUUUAACAAUGGAAAAAAUGAGACUGUAACCUUACCUCCCCUUUCACAGAUUUUUUUGCUGGAGAGAGGAGAGGAACUCAAGAGGUUGCAUGGACAGAAGGCCAAAUUACAAGUCAUAAAAAAGAUCACAUAUUCUUCAGCUAGAACAGCCAGGCCAAUUCAACAAUAUUGUAUGGAAUUUCUUACUUGGGUUGUAAUAGAUUUGACAUCAAGGUAGUUGUUUAUGUAAAGUAUGAAUAAAAUUCUCUCAUUAUAAAAUAUAAUUGUGGUGUUUGA